AUGCAGAUCGGUCAGGCAGCGCAGGCACACGCAGCAGAGGCUCGGCGCCUGCAUGCCGCUGCGGCAGAGAUCCAGGCUGCUCACCUGGCCGACGACGCCCCGUACUACAUGAAUCACACGGGUCUGGACACCAUGAGCAUGCACGGGCAAGAGGAAUGCGGGCCCCGGGAUUGCAUGGAUUGCGCUUGGGCAGAGAAUGCGACGCAGUCGACGAAUGCAGAGUCCCCGCAAUCGUUGUCUCUGCGACUGCAUGCUUGGCGGCGGAAGCCACGCAGGGCCAUUCGCGCCUUAAGUGCUGGCUGGGUGGAUGCUUGCAAGAUUCUUCAGGCUCUCCUGCAGGGCGACGUUCAGACAAAUGUGUUUCACUUCAACGCGGUGUUGGGUGCUGUUGGUCGGACGCAGCGAUGGCCGCGGGCACUCCAGAUGCUGUGCAGCAUGCUACAUGCAAAAACUGCCGACUUGGUCAGUCUGAACACCGUCAUUCAUGCCGGCGAGAAGAAACAGUGGCAGAUGGCGCACUCACUCCUCUGCUUGCUGCAAGAUCUCGGUGGUGUACCAAACACCAUCAGCUACAACAGCUGUAUUAGUGCAUGUUAUGGCGUCGCUUGGCCCCGUGCUCUGCAUCUUGUGGAUUCGAUGGUCUCUUGCACCGCAACCCUUGAUGUGAUUACAUACAACUCUGUCGGCCGUGUAUGUGGCAUCGGCGACUGGAAACGGUCAGCAGCUUUUUUGCAGAAGCUGACGUCGAAGGUAAUCUUGCCAGAUGCCAUCAGCUACAACACCGUUGCAAACUCUCUGGAAGACGGUCGCUGGAGCCGGGCCUUGGCAAAUCUACCUCGCAUGCGGCGGGCUGCCUUGCGACCCAGCUCGGUGUCCUUUGGCACACUCAUGAAGCUUUGCAAGGACUGGGAGCUGGCAUUCGGCACCUUGGCAGUCAUGCGCAGUGCCGCAGUUCCGUUGACCAUCGUGGUGUCUGGGAGCGCAAUCGCAGCUUGCUUCAAGCACGCGCUGUGGACAGCUGCUUUGCAGCAGCUCGCCACACCGGGACGGCGCGAUGCCUCAGAGGUUGUUUGCUACAAUGCUGCCAUGACGGUUUGUGGGCAGUCCCAGAAGUGGAGAGCGGGACUUCGACUAUUUCAGAGGAUGGGGGAGUGUCGUCAGAAGGAGACUGCCGUCACAAAGUCCGCUUUUUUCCUGGUGGCCGGGGAGCGGCUUGGCCGCUGGCGCCAGGCUGUGGACAAGGGCCUGCGCAGGAUGAAAGGCACCACAGCCCUGGCACCCAGGAUCAUUGCAUGCAGCAGUGCCCUGGGAGCCUGUGAAGACUCCGAGAGGUGGGCAGAGGCUUUAGAUGUCCUUCGGGGUAUGAAGACAGAUGGCCUCUCGCCAAAUGUCUUCAGCUACAGCAGUGCAAUCAGUGCCUUGGAAAAGCGUGCACGGUGGGUUCUGUCACUGCAUCUCUUGGACCGGAUGGAGGAUCAGGGCGUGGCACCCAACGAAGUCAGCUACAGCGGCGCCGUGGGUGCUUGCGAGAAAGCUGCCUCUGGCCGUGACUUGCAAGCUGAACUACCAGAACGCUUCCUACCUUUGGAUCUAGGCCAGCUUCUUGGAGUUCAGGGUUCGCUGGGUCCACAGCCCAAACCGCUUCGGUCAGUCGCGUCUGCAGCCGGGCGCCUUUGCUCCCUUGCUGGUCAAGAUACGGAGGAGAUGCAGCCAGAGGUGGUUCCCCUUGCACCGCUGAGCCGGCCUCGUGCAGAUGAGCCUGUUCAGAUCAAUCUGCACAGCUUGCGAUCUCUGAGUGGCAACAACCUGGUAGGGAUGGCCGAGGACACAGACAAUGAUGGUCUUGGUUU
This is a messenger RNA of Symbiodinium necroappetens, 1850 nucleotides long. The record is from the annotation of a GenBank genome assembly. NCBI's taxonomy places the organism in Eukaryota, Dinophyceae, Suessiales, Symbiodiniaceae.